Prorocentrum cordatum is the source of this 267-nucleotide messenger RNA. Lineage: Eukaryota; Dinophyceae; Prorocentrales; Prorocentraceae. The record is from the annotation of a GenBank genome assembly.
GACGGGACGACGCUGCUCCUGGGCUGCCUCGGCACGGUGAACCGCCUUGUCCACCGGGAGAUCGAGUUCAUGAUGUCCCGCGGCGCCGACCCCUCGCUCGCGAGCAGCUCUGGCACGACCCCGCUGCACGCGCUGGCGUCCGCGAAGGCGGGAGACCAGUCGACGGCCUACGUGCCGCACCCCUUCGAGGCGGAGCGGCUCCGCAGGGUCUCCGGCUGGGCAGCGCGGCCGAAGAAGAAGGAGGAGGUCGACAUGGACUCCGACGAG